Messenger RNA from Panicum virgatum (switchgrass), 1518 nucleotides. RefSeq names its product membrane-embedded CAAX protease MroQ-like. The record is from RefSeq and is a predicted model, not a curated record. Gene Ontology annotation, molecular function: metalloendopeptidase activity. The transcript has 10 exons. Gene Ontology annotation, biological process: CAAX-box protein processing. Lineage: Eukaryota; Viridiplantae; Streptophyta; Magnoliopsida; Poales; Poaceae. Gene Ontology annotation, cellular component: membrane. The coding region runs from base 90 to 1166 and encodes 358 amino acids.
GUCUUAAUCUUAUCCCCGGACCCCGGGACGCCGCGAUACUUCACCGUCGGUACGCGGCUUCACCAUCGGUGGAACAGAGAGCAGAAGGCAUGUUUCCGAUGGCCUCAUCGUCGUCGUCGCCGCCGCCGCUCUCACCUAUCGUCCUCCGGACGCUCCCGUGCAGACCCGUUGUCCUCUCGAGACGGAAGAAGCCACUUCCCUCGCCAAAAUCUGGCCGCUUAGCAAUUGCCGGAGCAGAGCUGCGAUUGACGGAGACCGGCCGGUGGACGAGGAGCUAUAGGAGGGGCGGACGCUUCCCGUGUUUCUCCUAUAACGCCAAUAACAAGAGUCCCUCUCCUUCGGAUAAGAGUUCUGACGAGUGGACAAUCCUUCGGCGGUGGGAUGUGCCAUGGGAGUGGCAAACCGUUAUGCUCACCAUGGUAGGCUGUGGAGUAAGCUUUGUUUUGACAGGAUUAGUUGAGCAAUCCGCUUUGCAAUAUGUGGGGUUUAAAGCUGUGGAGGCAACUAUAGAUGAGAAGGCAGAAAUAUUGUUUCUUGGGCAACUUAGUGUGACAGUAGUUCUGCUUGGCGUUAUAUUUGGCAUCACCAAUACGUUUCGACCAUUCCCAGAUGAUGUAUUUCGUUAUGAUAUUAAAGAACCAUUCAAGCUGCAGAAUGGAUGGCUUUUGUGGGCUGGAGUCGGCCUCUUUGCGGCAGUAAUUUCUAUUGCUUUAGCAGGAACUGCAAUGACCUAUCUGAAUGGUGAAACUCCAGAGAGAGAGACUGAUUCACUAGUUCUUUUAUUGCCCCUGAUUGGAUCAUCCAAUACUAGCACUGCCUUUUUGGUGGGAAUUACUGGAGUUCUGGCACCACUUCUGGAGGAGACUGUGUUUCGAGGAUUUCUAAUGGUGUCCUUGACUAAGUGGUUUCCGACUCCAGUUUGUGUACUUGUCAGUGCUGCUGUAUUCGCCCUUGCUCAUCUGACUCCUGGGCAAUUUCCUCAGCUAUUUGUACUUGGUGUUACACUGGGGUUUUCAUAUGCUCAAACCCGCAAUCUUCUAACUCCUAUCACAAUACAUGCAUUUUGGAACUCAGGAGUAAUAUUGCUGCUAACCUUUCUUCAGGUAUGUCCCUCUGUCUGGAUCAGGCUACCAGUGAGUAAACUCUUUCUUGCUGCAAGGAUAUGAUAUCAAGGAGCUGUUGGGGGCAUCGUGAAGGUUUGGACAAACCAGAGCCUGGUUUUGUGCAUAAGGUGAUCCCAAGGAGCUCUGUUGGGCGUGUGACCUGGCACAUCCGAUGUCUGCAAGGUAGUUGCGUUUCCAGAAGUUUUACGACACAUCACUCCUCUGUAAAGCUGUUCAUCUAGGGCGCGUGGCAGAUGGCCUUAAUGCAAGAACUGGAGAAACACCUGUCAAUAAAUUACGACACAUCAUGAGUUGUCGUUUUUGUAUGUAAAUGUGCUUUGGGGACAGGGCAGUACAAUAUAUGCCUACCAUCGGUAAGAUCAAUACAUCUGAAUAUGAACUUCAUCCAGUGCGA